UAUGCUUCUACUGCUACUGACUACCUAUCCGUGAUUUCGUUUUGUUCCCAGUCAACUUGGUCGAGCACCCCGGGUCGAGUACUCACUCACAUAUUUAUCAUGCAUACCUAUGUACCAUACAUGCACUUCCUUGCAUUUUUUUUUCCUUCUUGUUUUGUUAUUAUUUGCUUUUCAUUGCUGCUGCUGCUGUUGCUGCUGCUGUAUUAUAGCCGGCGUUUAUGGUUCAAAAGGAACGAAAGGAAGGGAGGCAGGCAGGCAGGCAGGCGCUUUAGUUAUGCUAUUUGGCCAACACACAUUUAUCGGGAAAGGGAGUAUGGGGGGGGCAAGGUUUGAGGUUUCGAGGUUUGAGGUCAAUAGGUAGGUACAUAGCUAGGUAAUAGCUAAUAGCUAAGCAAGAUAGAUGAAUAUUGGAAGAUUGGUAGGUUAGAUAGGUACCUACCUAACCUGACCUACA
Messenger RNA from Hypoxylon fragiforme, 454 nucleotides. RefSeq lists its product as uncharacterized. Bases 110 to 361 code for a protein of 83 amino acids. The transcript has a single exon. NCBI's taxonomy places the organism in Eukaryota, Fungi, Ascomycota, Sordariomycetes, Xylariales, Hypoxylaceae. The record is from RefSeq and is a predicted model, not a curated record.